GCCUGGGUUGCCAUGGAUACCAUGUCCCUGGAGCAUCAGAUCCAGAGUGUGCAACGCCACAUCAGCUUCCUGAAAAAGGAGCAGAUGGCCCUGCUGCGAGACCUGCACCUGGAAAUCCUGAGGCUGCAGAAACGCUGUUCAGAACUGACUCGUGACCUGGAGAUGAGAGAGGCCCAGUCUCAUCAGCAAGAGGCGGCGAACCGCGAGCUCGAGAGCAAGUGCCGCGCGCUCGAGUCCCAGCUGGCCGCGCGGACGGCCGCCAACGCCGAGCUGCGGCGGGAGGUGGCGCAGCGCGAGGCGCUGGUGUCGGCGCUUCGCGGCAGCCUGCGCGCGGAGGAGCGCCGCUUCCUGGAGGAGCUGCGGCGCCGCAGCCACCGCGCCACCGUGCUGGGCACCGAGCUGCAGAAGCACACCGAGGCGGCCGCCUACCUCUCCUGCCAGCUGCACGCGGCGCGCCAGAGACUGCAGGCGCCGCGCCCGGGCCCCGCCGCCGCCGCGGCCCCCGAGCCCCGGCCCCGCCGCCGCGCACAGCGGGCCCGCCGCCCGCCCGCCGCCGAGGCCGCCGCCAAGGGCCCGGGCCGGGACUGGGCCGCCUGGGACCGCGCGGCCCGCGCCCUGGACGACGCCGAUCCCAUGCCCGACCCCGCGCUCUUCCUCUACGCCCGGAGGCCCCCGCGGCCCAGCGGCCGCAGCCCGCGCCAGCCACCGCCCCGGGAGCCCCCCGACCAAGCCGGCCCGCCCAGCGCUCCCGGGGAGCCCGAGUAG
Molecule: messenger RNA, 765 nt
Organism: Nyctereutes procyonoides (raccoon dog)
Lineage: Eukaryota; Metazoa; Chordata; Mammalia; Carnivora; Canidae
Gene: CCDC92B
Product: coiled-coil domain containing 92B
Exons: 3
Coding region: 13-765 (250 amino acids)
Source: RefSeq, a predicted model, not a curated record